Messenger RNA from Callithrix jacchus (white-tufted-ear marmoset), 1526 nucleotides. RefSeq names its product olfactory receptor family 13 subfamily G member 1 (gene OR13G1). Gene Ontology annotation, molecular function: G protein-coupled receptor activity; olfactory receptor activity. NCBI's taxonomy places the organism in Eukaryota, Metazoa, Chordata, Mammalia, Primates, Cebidae. Gene Ontology annotation, biological process: G protein-coupled receptor signaling pathway. Gene Ontology annotation, cellular component: membrane. The record is from RefSeq and is a predicted model, not a curated record.
UAUACACAUAUGUGCAUGUGUGUGUGUAUAUAUGCAUGCAGGUAUUAAGACAAGUUUCAAGUGAAUAUAUCAAAAUAUUUAAAGAUAUUUUUUAAAUAUUUUUCUUCUCAACCACUGGCUUCAGUUUAUCUGAGUCAUCCAUGGAGGAGCAUACAUCAGAGAAUGGGAUUUGUCUGGAAAACAGAGGAUAUUGCCUGGAAUACAGAUCUCCAUCACAGGGGAAUUCACGCUGCAAAGCUGUGUCCAAUCGAGAAUUCAGUCCCUAAACACACAUACCUCUCAUGUUAUCUCCUAAUAACAACACACAGAUUCUUUCAAUUUUCGGUUGUUCACUCUGCAAUUACUGCCAUUCAAUGACCCAAGCAGGAUGAAUCACAGCAUUGUCACUGAGUUCAUUAUUCUGGGCUUCACCAAAAAGCCUGAACUCCAGGGAAUUAUCUUCCUAGUUUUUCUCAUUAUCUAUCUUGUGGCUUUUCUUGGCAACAUGCUCAUCAUCAUUGUCAUAAUCCAUAACAACACCUUGCACAGGCCCAUGUAUAUUUUCCUUCUGACACUGGCUAUUGUGGACAUCAUCUGCACAACAAGCAUCAUACCAAAGAUGCUAGGGACCAUGCUAAAAUCAGAAACCACCAUUUCAUAUGCAGGCUGCAUGUCCCAGCUCUCCUUCUUCACAUGGUCUCUGGGAGCUGAGAUGGUUCUCUUCACCACCAUGGCCUACGACCGCUACGUAGCCAUUUGUUUCCCUCUUCAUUAUAGUACUAUUAUGAACCACCAUGUGUGUGUAGCCUUGCUCAGCAUGGUCAUGGCUAUUGCAGCCACCAAUUCUUGGGUGCACACAGCUCUCAUCAUGAGGCUGACUUUCUGUGGGCCAAACACCAUUGACCAUUUCUUCUGUGAGAUACCCCCAUUGCUGGCUUUGUCCUGCAGCCCUGUAAGAAUCAAUGAGGUGAUGGUGUAUGUUGCUGAUGUUACCCUGGCUGUAGGGGACUUUAUUCUUACCUGCAUCUCCUAUGGUUUUAUCAUUGCUGCUAUUCUCCGUAUCCGCACAUUAGAAGGCAAGAGGAAGGCCUUCUCAACAUGCUCAUCCCAUCUCAUAGUUGUGUCCCUUUACUAUUCUCCUGUGAUCUACACCUAUAUCCGCCCUGCUUCCAGCUAUACAUUUGAAAGAGACAAGGUGGUAGCUACACUCUAUACACUUGUGACUCCCACAUUAAACCCAAUAGUGUACAGCUUCCAGAAUAGGGAGAUGCAGGCAGGGAUUAGGAAGGUGUUUGCAUUUCUGAAACACUAGUAGUUUCGACGUGGGACAUCACCUCUCUACUCUAGAACCAUCUUCUAGAGCAUCUCAGAUUUUACUGAUCUUUCAUAGUUACCUCCAUUCCAAAUUUCCUCUCUUAUUCCUGCCUUCUUCCUGGAAGUCUCACUGUCUCUAAAGUUCUGUACUCUUAUGUGAAGAAUAUUCAUAAAGCAAUAUAUGCAAUACACUCAUAAAUAUAUAUAAUGUAUAUUCCAACAUUUUCCAAAAA